CACCUGGAGCAAAAUCUGUAAAGAAUUAUAACAAAACGUCUCAUCAAAACAACGCCUCCCCCUAUAGGAAAUAAAAGUGAAAGUUUAGAGUUUUUUAAAAAACAUAAAAACAUAAUUUAUUGUCAAUGUUUAAAGCACGUGUUAAAGAAUUUGAGGAAGCACUAGAAGGUCCCGACAUUGACAUAAAUGCACUGCGAAACCUUUGUUUUUAUGGAAUACCUGACAUUGGUAGUUUCAGGACAACUUGUUGGAAAAUACUUCUCGGCUACCUAGGACCUAAACGGAGCACAUGGACUGAAACGCUUAGCAAAAAACGAGCAUUAUAUCGUCAAUUCAUAGAAGAAUUAGUACUACCACCUGGUCUGAAUGGAAACGACAAUCAAGAUAAUACAAAUACUGGACUUAAUGAUCACCCUUUAAGUGAGGGGCCUGAAAGCGCUUGGAACACAUUCUUCCAAGACAAUGAAUUCCUCUUGCAAAUCGACAAAGAUGUUCGACGCUUAUGUCCAGAUAUAUCGUUUUUCCAACAAGCAACUGAAUACCCUUGUGACAUUGUGGUGCAUAGCAAAGGGGAACGAAGAUUGCAUCAACGUGUUGUCCCUACUAUGUUGAGCUCAGCAAAUGUAGAACGCAAGGGCUUAGGAAUUACAAAGAUAAAUCUUAUAACAAAGCGUUCAAAUGAAAAUUACGUGGCAAUGGAGGAAGGGCUGGAAGCACAUUGGGAAGUAGUGCAGCGCAUUCUCUUCCUUUAUGCAAAACUAAAUCCAGGACAAGGCUAUGUCCAAGGCAUGAAUGAGAUUGUUGGUCCAAUAUAUUAUAUUAUGGCUUCUGAUCCUGAUCUGGAAUACCGAAAAUAUGCUGAAGCCGAUUGUUUUUUCUGCUUUACCGCUUUGAUGAGUGAAAUACGCGAUUUUUUUAUAAAAACACUCGACGAUUCUGAAGGCGGUAUAAAAUUUAUGAUGGCAAAACUAGCUAAUAUGCUUAAAGAAAAGGAUCCUGAAGUCUAUAAUAAACUAAAAGAACAAGAACUGCAUCCACAAUACUAUAGUUUUAGAUGGAUAACUUUGCUGUUAUCACAAGAAUUUCCAUUACCCGAUGUUGUGCGCAUAUGGGAUUCUGUUUUCUCCGACGAGCACCGUUUCGAAUUCCUAAUAAGAAUAUGUUGUUCAAUGAUUUUAAUACAACGAGAACUCAUACUUCAAAAUGAUUUUGCAUCAAAUGUAAAAUUGUUGCAAAAUUAUCCGCCUAUCGAUAUCAACACAGUGUUGUCUCACGCUGUAUCUUUAAAUGGAUGAUACAGAUUGUAAUUAAUU
Messenger RNA from Bactrocera latifrons, 1313 nucleotides. Its product is annotated as TBC1 domain family member 13. Gene Ontology annotation, biological process: intracellular protein transport; activation of GTPase activity. NCBI's taxonomy places the organism in Eukaryota, Metazoa, Arthropoda, Insecta, Diptera, Tephritidae. The record is from RefSeq and is a predicted model, not a curated record. Gene Ontology annotation, molecular function: GTPase activator activity. The transcript has 7 exons. The coding region runs from base 126 to 1295 and encodes 389 amino acids.